AUGAUUAGAGAAGUGCAAUCUACACAACUUAAAGUAAUGUUAUUUGCAUUUAAUUCAUCUGAAUGCAAUACUGCUAAAUCUCUUCAUUAUUUUAAAACUCCUACUCAACUUACCAUUGUCUGCUAUUAUUGUCAAAAAUUCCAUAUUCUCUUUACUUCUAGCAAUCUUAACAUUCCAUUCAGACAAGCAACCCCUCCUUCUUCUUCUCAAAAAUCCAUAUAUAUAGAUAUUAAUAUUACAUCCAAACAAAUUAAACAACUUAAAAAAAUUAUUCCUCAAUCACCAAUUACAAAAACAACUACCAUUUCUUCAUUACCAUUCUCUUUAAACUAUUCUACAACUCAACAAGAAACUUUAUCUAGUUCAAAACAAACUCCUCAAAUCCAAGCAUAUUCUUAUCACACACAUAUUUGUAUUAUUUGUCAAAAUAAAAACAUCUUAUGUGCUUUCUUAGAAAAUAAUACAUAUUCAUUUCUCGACAAAUCUAUUCUUAUUAUUAAAGAAUUUUUAGCACAUCCUGAAU
Messenger RNA from Cetraspora pellucida, 523 nucleotides. NCBI's taxonomy places the organism in Eukaryota, Fungi, Glomeromycota, Glomeromycetes, Diversisporales, Gigasporaceae. The record is from the annotation of a GenBank genome assembly.